This is a messenger RNA of Gadus chalcogrammus (walleye pollock), 3194 nucleotides long. RefSeq names its product myocyte enhancer factor 2cb (gene mef2cb). Lineage: Eukaryota; Metazoa; Chordata; Actinopteri; Gadiformes; Gadidae. The transcript is spliced from 11 exons. Bases 1595 to 3157 code for a protein of 520 amino acids. Gene Ontology annotation, molecular function: protein dimerization activity; histone deacetylase binding; DNA-binding transcription factor activity, RNA polymerase II-specific. The record is from RefSeq and is a predicted model, not a curated record. Gene Ontology annotation, biological process: positive regulation of transcription by RNA polymerase II; heart development; cell differentiation.
GCCUUCCUAAGGUAGUUGAUGUUUAUCGUAUGUAUUUCUUACAUUUAAGUGCAUUUUCCUUUGUUUCCAUUGUGCUGUUGUUGCGGUUGUUGUGGUUGUUGGUUUCUCCCAUUGGGUGAGUUGUGGAAAUUGAAUUACAUAUCUGAGAUAAUUCCGGUAAGAUGGCGUUGAAAUUGUAAUACUCAUCUAAUAAUCAUAUCUGUGUGAGCGUGGCCAGGGAUUUCUGGGAUAUUUCUCUGCACAAAAGGGACAGAGCUUAUCUGAAGUGGAAAACUUGUUGUUGUCAUUGUUAUCUCCACACUAAUAGGGUUUUUGUGUUUGGAAAUCAUUUGGUUGUGGACAAAGACUUGGUAAUUUCCCCCCAUAGCGUCUGUGUCAAGCCUUAUCUAUUCUGAUAGCUUGGUUUGACUGACAGUUGGAAGUGAAUGGCACUCUGUGCAGAGAGGAUAGACCUUUCUCACAGUGGUAAUAACGUGUAGAAAAGCUGCAAACAAUGCUUUUUUUUUUUAAUCUGAUCACGAAGUCAUUAUCCAUUUAAAUGAAUAUGACAAUAAAAUUGACUUUCUGGGUGAUUGUUGCCAAAUUGAGAAAACAAAAUAAUUAUUAAGUUGUGAUUCUAAUUAUUCCCUCCCACUCACUAGAAGAAAAUAUCAACAACUCCGGUCGAUUGGAAAGAAGACGCCUUCGUCGUAGGUUUUAACUGCCAUUUCAAUAAUAUUCAAAUCGCCAUAAUAAUCGUCCUCUGACCAUGCUCUCAGAGCAACUUAAUCGUGCGUACACUUUAUCAGGUUUGCGAUACAAAUGCAUUAGGAGGAUCCCGUGCCUCUUUCAUUAAAGUAGUUGGGGAAAUUGAUCCCGCCCCCUUUCAGGAGUAAAAAAAAAAAGAAGCGAUUAUUUCUCCUCUCGCCGGGAGAGGGUGAGGGAAAGACUCGGCCAGGAUUGUGGGAACGAGCAGAAUCAGCCCUCAACACCGUCAGCUACAGACGUCGUCCACGGCUUCAACCUUCCCCUCCUUCGCUCCGACCGGCACUUCACACACAGGGAGACCAAGCGACAGACAGUCCGCCGCUGCUGCCUGCUCCUCAACACGCUCCUGUCUGACGAGUGACCCAAUAGUUUUUGAAUGACAUUAUUAAUACACACACGCACACUUUUGGUUCGGUCUGUCGACGUCCUCUCUUGAGUUGGGUUCCUGGAUUUAAGAUCGUCUUCUUUGCACACAUUCACAAAGUCCACCAUCCCCAUUCAACCCCAGAGCCGAGGCUUCAACGAGGUGACAUUCGCGUGGAAGGCACCGCCGGGGGAGCAGCGUGUAGUAUCUCUCACUUCCAGGGGACAAGAGUCCAUGCAUACCCAAGUACAGACGCUGGAGUCUUUGAAUUGAGUUGAAGUUGAGAAAAGAAGAGCAAAGACUGGUGGAAGGAGAGAAAAGCAGCUGGCGCGUGAGGAAGAGAAAAGAAAAGACGCGGACAGAAGAGAAAGAAAGGGGAGAGCGAGCCGAGAAGGAGAAAGAGAAAGAAACAGAGGCGCACCGCCGUUCCUUUAUUUUCCGUUCGAGCCAGAGGAGCGAGAGCGCAUCCGAGAGACGGGGACGAUGGGGAGGAAAAAGAUACAGAUCACGCGGAUUAUGGAUGAACGCAACAGACAGGUUACGUUUACAAAGCGAAAGUUUGGCCUGAUGAAGAAGGCGUACGAGCUGAGCGUGCUGUGCGACUGCGAGAUCGCCCUGAUCAUCUUCAACAGCACCAACAAGCUGUUCCAGUACGCCAGCACAGACAUGGACAAGGUCCUGCUCAAAUACACAGAGUACAACGAGCCCCACGAGAGCAGGACCAACUCAGACAUUGUGGAGACGUUGAGAAAGAAGGGCCUAAAUGGCUGUGACAGCCCAGACCCCGAUGCGGACGACUCUGUCGGCCACAGCCCCGAGUCCGAAGACAAGUACAGAAAAAUAAACGAGGAUAUAGACCUGAUGAUCAACAGACAGAGAUUGUGUGCGCUAAACAAGAAGGAGAACAAAGGCGGGGAGAGCCCGGAGCUCGAGACCGUGCUCACGCUCACGCCGCGAACCGAGGAGAAAUACAAACAGAUAAACGAGGAGUUUGAUCAAAUGAUUAAGACCCAUAAGAUACCCCAGGGCGUGCCCCAGUCCAACUACGAGAUGCCUGUGUCCAUCCCCGUCAGCAACCAGAACAGUCUCAUCUACAGCCAUCCCGGCGGUUCCCUAGGCAACCACAACCUCUUGCCACUGGCGCACCACGGCCUCCAGAGAAACAGCAUGUCCCCCGGUGUCACACACAGACCCCCCAGUGCAGGUGGCCUCAUGGGUGCUGACCUCACUACUGGCGCAGGCACCAGUGCUGGAAACGGCUACGGAAACCACCGUAACUCGCCCGGUCUGCUGGUCUCUCCAGGUGGCAUGAACAAAAACAUGCAGGCCAAGUCUCCCCCGCCCAUGAACCUGGGCAUGAACAACCGCAAGCCGGACCUCCGCGUGCUCAUCCCCCCCGGCGCCAAGAACAACAUGCCGUCCAUCAACCAGAGAAUAAACAACUCCCAGUCUGCCCAGUCACUGGCCACACCAGUCGUAUCCGUAGCAACACCCACCUUGCCGGGGCAAGGAAUGGGAGGUUACCCAUCUGCUAUCUCUACUUCCUAUGGUACUGAAUAUUCCCUGAAUAGUGCAGAUCUGUCCUCCCUGUCUGGCUUCAACAGUGGCAGCUCCCUUCACCUGGGCUCCAUGAGCGGCUGGCAGCAGCAGCACAUCCAGAACAUGCAGCAUUCAGCCAGCCUGGGCCAGCUAGGAAACUGCGCUAGCUCCCACUUGUGUCAGGGCUCCAAUCUGUCGCUGCCCUCCGCCCAGAGCCUGCACAUCAAGUCCGAGCCCGUGUCCCCUCCGCGGGAUCGCACCAGCAGCACGGGCGGCUACGGCGGCGGCAUGCCGCCCCAGCAGCAGAACCUCCCCUCGUCCCGCCAGGACUCUGGCCGCUCCCCCGUGGACAGCCUGAGCAGCUGCAGCAGCUCCCACGAGGGCAGCGACCGGGACGACCACCGCAACGACUUCCACUCGCCCCUGGGGCUGGCGAGGCCCAACAUGGACGAGCGCGAGAGCCCCUCCAUCAAGCGCGUGCGCCUGUCGGAGGGCUGGGCCACAUGAUGGAUACCCCCCCUGUCCCCACGUGGUCCCUGAAGAA